Molecule: messenger RNA, 1406 nt
Organism: Hermetia illucens (black soldier fly)
Lineage: Eukaryota; Metazoa; Arthropoda; Insecta; Diptera; Stratiomyidae
Product: circadian clock-controlled protein daywake-like
Exons: 6
Coding region: 383-1186 (267 amino acids)
Source: RefSeq, a predicted model, not a curated record
AUAACUGAGCACCAUCGCGGCUCUAUCGCUACACUUACAAUUUCUAAUAGAUAUUGCGUGGUAAUUCGCUGAUCAGAUUGAAUACAGGAACGUGUUUUACUGGUGCAUAUCCACAUUUAUUUUUUUUCCUUCGGAAAAUCUGUGGAAAAUUUUGUAUCCGAUGGGUGCAGAUAUUAUAUAACUUUGAAACAGGCUGGAAGCGUCAACAGACAUAGCCUAAUCUUCAGUCCACUUUCGGAUUUAAUUGGUUGACCAACGAAGGGUUGAUUUCAUGCGGAGUGAAGUUUGUGAUACCGGAGUCAGUGAAGGACACAAUUUGCUUUCCUAAUAACUAACCACUUAUUAUACUUAAUAAAUAUAAACGUGAGAACCGACUAUAAAAAUGUUCAAGUUUCAAAAUAUUUACAUAGUUUAUAUAUUUCUAACAAAUAUUUGCUGGGGACAAGAUGAUUUUUUACAAACCAAACCGGAUUAUCUGCAAACAUGUAAACUCGCGGAUCCCGAGUUCACUAAAUGUUCUACAAAAACAGUUCAACAACUUUUUACUCUAUUGGUUGAAGGAAUUGAAGAAGUGAAGAACCUGCUUCCGUCCAUCGAUCCACUCAGCAUAGACGAAAUUCGUCUACUUCAAGGCAACGGGCCGGUUAGCAUUAACGCGACAUUAACUGAUGUCACUGUCAGGGGCUUCGACAAGGUCAAAGUUAUAGAAAGCCAGGUCAACUCCAAAGACUUCAGUUGGAUAACUACCCUAUUCCUUCCCAAAAUGCGAAUCGAUGCGCAAUAUGAUUUGAAAGGAAAGAUUUUGAUAAUCCCUCUGGUCGGCCAUGGAAGUUUAUGGCUAGAGCCAGUAAAUAUGCGCGUUGUGAUGAAUGCGAAAACCCGACUCUAUGAAAAAGGUGGACAUACAUUUUACAAUGUGACGGAGACUAAAAUUGACUAUGAGUUGACAGGAUUAAAACUACGUUUGAAUAAUCUUUUCGAUGGAUUGAAAGCACUUGAGGAAAGUACGAACAAAUUUAUGAACGAUAAUUGGAAACUGGCAUCUGAUUCGUUGAAGCCAAUCAUAGCCAAGACUAUCGAGGAUAUAAUGCUGGACCUUCUGCAGAAAGUGUUCCAUUUUCUGCCAGCUGAUUACAUUGUAACGGAUAUUCCAAAACCAAGGGAUGUUUACGGUCAGGACUAUUGAUUUUUUCAAAGUAGAUUUAGCAAGUUUAAGAAUAACCAGAAUUUUUUGCCCAGAAAUCAGCUUGAAAAAUGCAAAAGUAAAUUUACGCCUUCAUUUAUUUAUUUAUCGUAUUAAAGUACAAAUUGACAAAAGGAAUUCUUUCUUUACAAACAAUAAUGUACGGUAUUGUGAAACUGAAGAGAUUUUGCAGAGAAUUGCAACAUUUCGUGAAAGGGACUAU